Kwoniella shivajii is the source of this 1257-nucleotide messenger RNA. RefSeq lists its product as uncharacterized. Lineage: Eukaryota; Fungi; Basidiomycota; Tremellomycetes; Tremellales; Cryptococcaceae. Gene Ontology annotation, cellular component: nucleolus. The record is from RefSeq and is a predicted model, not a curated record. The transcript is spliced from 3 exons. Gene Ontology annotation, molecular function: nucleic acid binding. Bases 1 to 1257 code for a protein of 418 amino acids.
AUGGGUUUAUCAGAGCGUAAAGUGAAGCAGAAAAUCGGGUUAGAUCCUCGUAAUUUGACAUGGUCGGACGACAAGUCACGAUUCUCCUACAAGCAUAUGACAGCAUUAGGAUGGGCCGAUAAUACCGGUCUAGGUUCUGAUGCAUCUGGGAACCCUAAUCAUAUUGCAGUCGUGAGGAAGAGCGAUAACGGUGGUAUCGGAAUGGAUAGAGCUAAGAAAGACGGAUCUGAAAUGGCUGCUGGUGCAGGACAAGCUGGAAGAGGAUUAGAAGAUGUUUUGAGAAGAAUAGCGGCUGCAAGUGCCAGUCCAAGUCCGGCACCUAGUCCGAUACCGGAAGCCUCAGAGGAGAAGAAUGAACAACAAAGGGUUAUGCGGAAUAGGAUAGCGUCUCGUCAAAAGCACCUCAACGCUAAGAGAUUAGCUUCAUCUUCACCUGCAGCACUAGCUGAGAUUCUUGGCGUUCCACUAUCGUCAUUACCUACUUCCCCUUCACCUUCGCCGUCAAUCACAUCAACCCCUCAACCUGAAUCCGCCUCCGCCUCAGAAGCCAACGGCAACGAAAGAACGGCGGAUGAGACGGUCACAACUUCCACGUUAUCAGUGUCAGAUUAUUUCAGACAGAAAAUGCGUGAGAAGAUGGCUUUACGUCAAGCUAAUUCCGGAUCAGGGAUUGGGUCGACAAGUUCAGUAAAAUUAGAUGAUUUACCUUCUAGUAGCUUGGAAAAGUUAGCUGAAUCAGAAGGAUCUUCAUCUAAACCUAUUGGUGGAUCUGUAUGGGAAGGACAGAAAAUGGCUUUUGAGGAGAAAGAAGUCGAAUUUGAUCCUUCAAGUGAACCUGUCCCUCAAACUAAAGAUACAUCUUCCAAGCCACUCAAGAAAUCAAAGAAAGCCAAGAAAGUGAAUCCUCAAGAAUCGACACCGUCUGCGGAAGUUGAUCCGAUACAUGAAGCUGCUGAAACUGUUCAUCAUUUUGAACAUGCCGGUGAGCCUGAAGAAGAUGAAAAAUCUCGUAAGAAGAGAGAGAAGGAAGAAAAGAAGCGUAGAAAAGAAGAAAAGAAAGCCAAGAAAGUUGAUGGGCUAGUCGUGGAUAAAGUUCAAGGAGAGGAGAUAAGUAAGGAGAAGAAAAGGAAACGUGAUGAUGACGUUGGAGACGUUGACGGCAAAAAGGAGAAGAAGGAAAAGAGAGAUAAGAGUGAGAAGAAGGACAAAAAAGCAAAGAAAGAGAAGAAGGAAAAGGAGAAGGAGGAGACUGCUUAG